Tripterygium wilfordii is the source of this 1069-nucleotide messenger RNA. RefSeq names its product NDR1/HIN1-like protein 12. The record is from RefSeq and is a predicted model, not a curated record. Lineage: Eukaryota; Viridiplantae; Streptophyta; Magnoliopsida; Celastrales; Celastraceae. The transcript has a single exon. Gene Ontology annotation, biological process: defense response to other organism. Bases 119 to 772 code for a protein of 217 amino acids.
AUAUUCGUCCCCGUCUCUAUCUUUUUUUGUUUCUCUCUUUCUUUUGGCCCACCACCACGAGACUCUGCUUUGCCCUCUCAAUCCCCCACUCUAUAAAACCUUAAUUAUAUCUCAUUCUAUGGCAGAAGAGCAUCAUCUACCGCCAGAAGAGCAGCAUAACUCCUCACCCAAAAUGACCCAUGAAAAGCACUUUGACCACAGAAGACCACUCCGUGCCCUCUGUGCAUUCCUUCUCAUCUUCCUCCUCCUAGCCGGUGUAACCGUCCUAAUAGUCUGGCUUGUCUACCGCCCACAAAAGCCCAAAUUCACCGUUGUGGCCGCCGCCAUCUACGAUCUCAACAUCACCUCCCCACCCUUCAUCUCCACCUCCAUGCAGUUCACCCUUGUGACAAGAAACCCCAACAGGAGAGUCACCAUAUACUAUGACAAGCUCACAUCCUACGUUUCUUACAAAAACCAGAUGAUUACACCACCAGUCGUUCUGCCUCCCCUGGUUCAUAACAAGAAAAGCACGGUGGCGUUUUCCCCUGUGAUGGGUGGGCCAGGGGUGCCUGUCUCUGCUGACGUGGUGAAUGGGUUGACAAUGGAUGAGGCUUAUGGGGUUGUGGGUUUGAGGGUUGUGAUCAUGGGGAAGUUGAGAUGGAAAGCUGGAGCUAUAAAGACUGGGAGGUAUGGGGUUUAUGUCAAAUGUGAUGUUUGGGUUAGUUUGAAAAGGGGGUUUGUAGGUCAAGUGCCUCUGCUUGGAACACCACUCUGUCAUGUUGACAUAUGAUGGAUAAUGGAUUGAGCAGAUGGAUUCAAGUGUAAGGACAAGUUGUAAGCUCUAAUUAAUUUUAUUUUCUCUUUGGGUUUAUGUAAAUUUUGUUAAAUUAGUGUGCUUUAUUUUGUUCUGUAAACUUUGUGCUUCUGCUGCUGCUUGUAACAGAGAGAAAGGCAGAGAAACAAGGAUAUAGUUUAGUUUCUUCCUUCUUGUUCUUCUCAUCAGAUUUCUUUGCAUUUGUCAUUUUGUUAAUUAGUGUUCAGUACUGGGUGUAUGAUAAUAUUGAAGAAACACGUGGUGCUGCAUGAA